AUGUUCGCUGCUCGCCGCCUUUGUCUGGUCCGCCCAACUGCGACCCGACGUUUGUUCCACGCCUCUGCUCCUGCCUUUGUUAAAGUAGGAGACAAGCUGCCUGAUGUCGACCUAGUCGAGGGCUCGCCUGGUAACAAAGUCAAUCUCGCCAAGGAGUUGACCGGCAAAGGUUUAAUCAUCGGCGUCCCGGCCGCCUUUUCACCCUCUUGCUCGGAGAGCCAUGUCCCCGGCUACAUCAACUCACCUAAGCUCAAGGAUGCCGGCAAUGUCUUCGUCGUGUCGGUGAACGACCCCUUUGUCAUGAAAGCUUGGGGCAAAAUCCUCGAUCCUUCGGGUUCCAGCGGCAUCCGCUUCCUGGGUGAUCCCAGUCUCAGCUUCACAAGAGCCCUCGACCUCUCCUUUGACGGCGCCUCCAUCUUUGGCGGCGACCGUUCAAAGCGAUACGCCCUCGUCAUUGAAAACGGUGCCGUAAAGGCAGCGCACGUCGAACCCGACAACACGGGCUUAAACGUCUCUGCUGCCGACAAGGUUCUGUACAAGUAGAAGAUCUACACUGCAAAUACGUGUGCGGAGUGAGGCACGAUGAUCAAACAUUGAUGCCUCCCAAGACCGAAGAUUAUGCCGAAGCUGCGUAACACUUUCGACAAGUACGUUUGAUGGAGGAAUCAAUUCGCCGCAACCACCAUGGCAUGUCUGCUCCUCGGGUGAGAGACCACCGGCCAUCGAGAGACUGUGAGUUAUCGUAAUUGGCUCAAUGCAUCACUCUACAUUUGCCCUGCGUUUGCUAAGCUGUUCCUGUAUGGUCUGUAUGGUCUGUGAUGCCAUUCACUAGACUUCCACAUGUUCUUCGCUGAAUCGGUUUUUUUACCUGAUAACUCGUUGGUUGUCCGGGAGGCCAAUGUAGCUAUGUUAGUACUUUGGUAGAGCUUACGUACUUCAUAAUCUCGGCAUUCCUCUACCAGC
Molecule: messenger RNA, 963 nt
Organism: Pyrenophora tritici-repentis Pt-1C-BFP
Lineage: Eukaryota; Fungi; Ascomycota; Dothideomycetes; Pleosporales; Pleosporaceae
Product: Redoxin multi-domain protein
Biological process (GO): hydrogen peroxide catabolic process; cellular response to oxidative stress; cell redox homeostasis
Cellular component (GO): cytosol; mitochondrion; peroxisome
Molecular function (GO): thioredoxin peroxidase activity
Source: RefSeq, a predicted model, not a curated record